AUGGACGAGUGGACUGAUGGCUGUUCUGCCCAGUACAAGAGUCGUCACUGUAUGGUGGAUAUUUCCUUUUCCAACUCAGACUUUGGCUACAGAACGAUUCGCAAUUACUUUGAAACGUCACACGCUAAAGGUCCGCAAGAUGGCGCAGGGGCUAAUUUAAGACAUAAGGCAGACAUGGCAGUUAUUAAGGGGCAGGGAGUUAUGCAAAAGGCGGAAGACCUUUAUAAUUUUGCUCAAAAUAACCUUAAGACUCCGUCUCCUUCACGCUACCAGUCCGAAUACGUGCAACUUAAAAGGCGAAUUUUUUUCUUUGUGGAGAAAGUCAAUCCUGAUCCUGGGGAAGAAUAUUACUUACUUAAAAUGACUGGAAAUGGCCCAGAGCAUCUCCGAAAAAGGGUUAAGGAUGACUGGGGCAUGUGCUUUCCACCAGGAGCUGAAGUAGUAAGGGGCCACUUCUUGAUAAGACGACAAGAAGAUCCCUCUCUUCAUUCCUACUGUAUAGAGAAAGGAAACUGACGGUCGUUUAUGCGGCUACUGCGCGCUACACCUGCCCUGAACUUGAAACUCAGAUAAGCAACGACAGGGAAAUAAUUGAACUGUCCGAACAAAUACAUCUUGAUAUUCUUGAAUCACUAAAUGGAUUC
This is a messenger RNA of Porites evermanni, 644 nucleotides long. The record is from the annotation of a GenBank genome assembly. Lineage: Eukaryota; Metazoa; Cnidaria; Anthozoa; Scleractinia; Poritidae.